Molecule: messenger RNA, 1519 nt
Organism: Ostrinia furnacalis (Asian corn borer)
Lineage: Eukaryota; Metazoa; Arthropoda; Insecta; Lepidoptera; Crambidae
Product: zinc finger protein 423-like
Exons: 1
Coding region: 99-1271 (390 amino acids)
Biological process (GO): regulation of transcription by RNA polymerase II
Cellular component (GO): nucleus
Molecular function (GO): DNA-binding transcription factor activity, RNA polymerase II-specific
Source: RefSeq, a predicted model, not a curated record
UGUUAUCUACGUAUGAUUUGAAUAAAUUGAUGAUUGCCAUCUCCAAAACCUUUUAUGAAGAUUAAUGGUUACGUUACCUUAUUUUGAGUUUCGAUACGAUGUUAAAGGUAACAGUAGACCUUUUCUUUUCAGGUGACAAAGGACUUCUAAAGGCGCCGCGGCGUCGGGCCAACAUCCAGCUACUUCUGAGUAGCACGAACGUUAUACCGUUUAGGUGGAAAAACUUAUUUAUGUGCUUCUACUGCGGUAAACACACUAACGAGCCGUCCGAGCUAAGGAAGCACACAGAAUCGCACGGUAACCCUUGCUUGCUCAUGAAAUUCCGCGGUACAGAAACUGCUAUAAAGCUGGAUAUAUCCAACCUGACUUGCAAGCUCUGCAAAACACAAUUCCUGGCUUUAGACGAUGUUAUAGACCAUCUAGUCGCAGAGCACGAGGUAAACUACACAAGGGAAAUAUUCACGUAUAUGCAACCGUACGAUCUGGCCCGAAGCAAGUGCCCGGAAUGUUCGGAGAGCUUCGUGUAUUACUCUUUUCUGAUUAAACACGUCGAAGAAGCGCAUCCUCCGAAAAAUUUCAUAUGCGCCUGGUGUCAGAGCGAAUUUUCCUCGGAGGGUUAUUUGGAAACGCACAAAUUAGACGUGCACGAAGAGUACAAGACGAAUAAUGGUAUAAUGACUAUAGUCAACAAGUCUACCGCGACGCCCUUCGAGGGGUAUUACGAUGGAAAAUUCAACUGCUACAGCUGUACCGAAUCGUACAAAGAUUUUGGCGAUCUUCGUGACCAUCACUUGGCAAACCACAGCGAGUUUACCGUCGAGGAAUGCUCCCAAAAACCAUUAAGUUUGGAGACAUCAGACUUAAAAUGCCGGGAAUGCUCAUCGUCCCAUGACGACGUCAAAACUUUCGUGGAGCAUUUGAAGUCGGUUCACGAAAUCGAAAUAUCUGAAGCCGCUGUGGAAGUGAAGCAAAUAAAGAUUGACAAGUCUCUGACGUUCACUUGUUGUAUGUGUGACGAGUCGUUUGACAAGUUUAUGCUUCUGACUCGACACUUGGAAGAGCACAGUCGUGCUAUGCUAUGCGACUUCUGUGGUGCACAAAAUAAUCGGCAUAAAAAAAGUUGCAAGUCGCGCGGGAAGGCUAAAGCUAAGAAAAUUCCCCAAAAUGUAGAGCCUGAUAGUACGGAUGCCGAUGAAAGUGAGGACAGCCAAAAAAGCGAAAAAUUGCUGGUGCCUGAAGAAGUUGUUUGCAAGAAAAAGAAGACGAAUUAGAUGUAAAAUUCGUCGUAGAAAGUAAAAUCUGCGUAUUUAGACAAAAAGGCAGAUUUGACGAUAAAGAAUUUCGAAUUUAAAAAGUCCCUUCGAUCUAUCCAAAAGACUGUGUUGUAUUAAUUUAACUAUCAUUUUUAACAUUGACUAUGUUAUAUUUAUAUUUUUAUACUCUUCUAUAUUCUGAUUGACAAUUCACAUCUCCCAUACGUUCGUGAUUAACAUUUUCUAUCGUCCCGAUUUAUUUUGUA